Messenger RNA from Elaeis guineensis (African oil palm), 2537 nucleotides. RefSeq lists its product as uncharacterized. Lineage: Eukaryota; Viridiplantae; Streptophyta; Magnoliopsida; Arecales; Arecaceae. The record is from RefSeq and is a predicted model, not a curated record.
UCCGGUAGUUGACUUUAAACCGUUCCUCCGGUACCAACGGCGCCCCUUUCCCUUUUCACUUUCGCGAGAGGGAACGAAACCCUUUCAGAUCUAAGCAGAAGCAGCGAGAGAGAGAGCUUCCAAAAGCCGAGAUCGGAUCCGGCUGCGACCAACUGUCCCAAGUCCGAUAUCAUCGCGUCCGCCGAUUUCUCGAUCGUAGAAGGUAAAGAAUAAAGAGAAGAUAGGGGCAGUCUUAGAUAUCGGUCUCGAUUUCCGAGGUCCAAACCCUAGUAGUGCCGGCGAUGGCUUGCCUAGCCCUAUCGCUCCAACCCAUGAACGGCGCCGACAUCCUCCUCCAGACGCGCGAGUGGUUCCCCCCGGCCCGCGCCCUCGCCGCACUUGCCGCCUUCCGGCAGACCCGCCUCACCUUCGCCGCCGGUUUCCCCCACAAGCAGCAGCCGUCCGCCACCGCGCCCCACCCCGCCCCCGAUGACCUGGACUCGGCCCUCGGCGACGACCCCCUCGCCGCCUCCAGCGGCCAGGUCGUCGUCGGCGUCGAGAGCAAGUACCGCGUUGUAUACCGCCUCGUUAACACCAUCUACAUCCUCGGCAUCACCACCAUCGACCGCACUUCCGAACGCGGCCGCACCAACAACAUCUUCGAGUGCAUCAACACCGUCAACCAGGCCGUCAGCGUCGUCGUCGCCGCUUGCCGCGGCGUCGACGUUACGCCGGAGAAGGUCCACCGCAAGUACCCCGAGAUCUACAUGGCCCUCGACAUCGUCCUUCGCGGCGUCGGCAGCGUCCGCCUCGCCACCAUCCUCUCGUCCAUCCACGGUGACAGCAUCGCCAAGAUGGUCCACACUUCCAUCGACGCCGAGAACCGCGUGCGCGGCGCAGACACCUGGUCUGGUGGCGCCGAGGCCCUCUCCCUCGACCGCCGCGCCAACCUCGACUCCUUCUCCAAGGCUUUCUUCGAGCUCCCGCCGGAGACCCUCGCCGCUGGGGACGAGGUUGCCGUGACCAUCGCCCCCGUCACUGCUUCCCUCCCCGCCGAUGAGCAGCAGAAGGACCAGGCCGAGGAGGUCCCUGAGGAGAAGGAUCCGUUCGCCGCCAGUGAGAAGAUCAACAAGCCGGAGGAGGCCCUAGUGGGAGGGUUCAAGAAGAGCAAGGAUCCGGCCUCCGCUGCGGCAGAUCCCACGUUGGCCCUCGCCGGGAUUGAGGUCCCGACACUUCCUCCGGCCGAAGCCACGAAGCCCACCUUCAUUGGAGUUGAAGGGUUCGAAGGGGAGUAUGGUGGAAUUGAGUUCGGCAAUGAGGAAACCUCGCUGUCGGAGGCAUUCGAAGGUAUCGGUGGGGAUGCACCAUUUGGAGGUGGCCUCGAUGCCUCUGAGUUCGUAACAACCACCAAGAAAGCCCCCAAGCCCCAGGGUUUGAGUGGUCUUGAGUUGCUCGCCACCAGCGAGAGCGCCACAGCAGGGCCUACUUCUACUGCUGCAGCUGGAGCAGGCACACCUCUGGAGAACCUCUUGGUAACAAAGACUCAGGAGAUGACAGGCCCGGAGAUGUACAUCCAUGAAGAGAUCAAUGCUGAGUUCAGGGAAUCGUUGCUUGCCCGCGUUGGCUUGAAAGGCACGAUCUUUUUGCGAACAUUGCCUCCGAAGAAGGCUGCCGGGAAGGAAACAGAGUUCUCUUUCCGUCUUGAGGGAACCUCCGGCAUCAAGAGGGCUGUGUUGCAGAGUUCUCGUGUCAGUAGCCUAGAGAAUGGGAUGUUUCAUGUUAGGACUCCAUCAAUGGAAGAGCCCAUUCCAAUACUCAAGUAUAGUUUACAGCCCCGGUUCACUCCUCUGCCCCUGAGGGUCCGUCUAUUGAAGCGGCACAGUGGGACCUUGCUUGCGGUAAUGAUACAGUAUGCCUCCAACCCGGCAUUACCUAUGCCAUUGAGCAAUGUGACAUUCAUUGUGAAGCUACCUGUCAACCCUACACUGCUUAAUGUAUCACCAAAGGCAGUUCUGAAUCGAGGUGAAAGGGAGCUGAGGUGGCAUGUGCCUGAUGUUCCUCUGAAUGGUCUGCCAGGCAAACUUAGGGCACGAAUGCCUGUCGAUCAAGACUCAGCAGAUGGCGAGCUUGAAGUUGUAGGUAUGGUGAAAUUUUCUGCUCAAGGAUCUACCACAUUGUCUGGUGUAUCCUUGCGGCCAGUAUCUGAAGGUAUUGCAGACUUCAAUGAGGUUAGCCACAGUUUUGAGAGUGGGAGUUAUUUGUGCACUUGAUUGACGUGGGUGGGAAAUGAAAAGUUACCACAUAUCAUUCUAUGUGCAAUAGAGCGUCCAUAGUGGCUGAUACUACGAGGAUGUUCAAUUCUUUCACAAAUGGUUUUUGAAGCUUUUAGAGAGUGGUUGUGGUAGUGUAUGUAAUAAUCUUGGAACUGGUGCUGAUGAUUUGAAUCUUUUUUUCUUUUUCUUUUUUUUUUUUGUUAAGCUUCUGGUUCUUUCUUUCUGGUAUUGUUCUUUUAGUUGGAAUGUGAAAUUGAUCAUUCUCUUCCUGUGAGCAGUUGAAUA